Messenger RNA from Peniophora sp. CBMAI 1063, 1800 nucleotides. The record is from the annotation of a GenBank genome assembly. Lineage: Eukaryota; Fungi; Basidiomycota; Agaricomycetes; Russulales; Peniophoraceae.
AUGUCGGCGCCUAUCGCACUACUGUCGGUGUACGACAAGACCGGACUCUUGGAGCUUGCCCAGGAGCUCUCCGGAGCAGGUGUGCGUCUCCUUGGUUCGGGAGGAACCGCAAAGAAAAUCCGCGAUGCCGGAAUUGCAAUCGAAGAUGUCUCCGACAUCACGAAGGCACCUGAGAUGCUGGGUGGUCGCGUGAAGACGCUUCAUCCCGCUGUCCACGGGGGCAUCCUCGCUCGUAAUAUCGACAGUGAUCAGAAGGAUCUUGCCGCUCAGGGCAUCGCCCCAAUCUCCAUUGUUGUGUGCAACCUCUAUCCCUUCACCUCUACAAUCGCGAAGCCGGAUUGCACCCUCGCCGAUGCUGUUGAGGAGAUUGACAUUGGAGGUGUGACGCUUCUGCGUGCAGCCGCAAAGAACCAUGCCCGCGUGUCUAUCCUGUCUGACCCCUCCGACUACGCCGAGUUCGUCGCCGCCUGGAAGAAGGGGAACGGCGACGUCGGCCAAGCGUUGCGCAGCCAACUCGCUUUGAAGGCGUUUGAGAUGACGGCCGAGUACGACGGCGCAAUCAGCGGUUACUUCCGUGAACAGUACGCGGACGCGAACGGCGGAGACAAGCUUGUGGCGCCCGUUCAGCGUGUGGCUCUCCGUUACGGCGCGAACCCGCAUCAAAAGCCUGCGCAAGCGUUCGUCACUGAGGGUGAACUUCCGUUCAAAGCUCUUUGCGGAUCACCGGGGUACAUCAAUCUUCUGGACGCCCUCAACUCCUGGGCCCUCGUGAAGGAGUUGCAAGAGGCGCUGAACCUUCCGGCGGCUGCCUCCUUCAAGCACGUCUCUCCCGCCGGAGCUGCCGUCGGCCUUGAGCUCAGUGAUGUCGAGAAGAAGGUGUACGGUGUAGAUGAUCUCAAGGAGCCGCUGACUCCUCUUGCGUCGGCGUACGCGCGGGCACGCGGAGCGGACCGCAUGUCAUCCUUUGGCGACUUCAUCGCGCUUUCUGCGCCCUGCGAUCUUGCCACCGCUAAGAUCAUCUCUCGGGAGGUAUCUGACGGUGUCAUCGCACCCGGAUACGCCCCUGAGGCUCUCGAUGUUCUAUCGAAGAAGAAGGGCGGGAAGUACUGCGUUUUGCAGAUUGACCCUAAGUACACGCCAUCCGAGGUUGAGACCCGCCAGGUGUAUGGCAUCUCCUUGCAGCAGCGCCGAAACGACGCGAAGAUCACCCCCGCUUUGUUCUCGAGCCUCGUCACCCAGAACAAGGAACUCCCUGAGCCCGCGGUCAUCGACCUCAUUGUCGCCACACUGGCGUUGAAGUACACGCAGUCGAACUCGGUCGCAUAUGCCUACCACGGAUCCAUCAUCGGGCUCGGCGCCGGUCAACAAUCCCGCAUUCACUGCACGCGCCUUGCCGGCUCGAAGGCCGACAACUGGUGGCUUCGUCACCACCCUCGCGUUCUUGCCCUUCCUUUCAAGAAGGGUGUUAAGCGCGCGGAGAAGGCGAACGCCAUCGACCUGUUCGUCGGUGGUGAGGUCUUAGAGGGCGGCGAGAAGGCACAGUGGGAGUCCAUGUUCGAACAGGUGCCCGAGCCGCUUUCUGCCGAGGAGCGCGCCAGCCACGCGAAGCAGCUCACCGGCGUUGCUUGCUCGAGUGAUGCCUUCUUCCCUUUCCCCGACAACGUUCACCGCGCACGCAAGAGCGGUGUCACGUACCUUGCCGCACCCUCGGGAAGCGUCAUGGAUGCCGAGUGCAUCAAGGCUGCCGACGAGCACAGGAUGGUGUUUGCCCACACCUCGCUGCGCCUCUUCCACCAUUAA